AUGCUCCGCAAACGUCCUCUCCAUAUUCGCGUCGCCGAAAUCGUCCCUCCCCCACCCCUUGAGCAUGGUCUGUUUGUACCGGCACCAGGGUUCGACGAAAACCGGGUCGAAGCGGCGGAGGAGCUGCCAGGAGGGCCAGGCCAUGACGGGGAAGAUGGUGGCGUUCAUGGAGGCGAGCCAUUUCUCGACGGGGCGGUGGGUGAGGAUGAAUUUGGCGUCGGGGUAGGCGCGCACGAGUUCGUCGACCAUGCAGGCGGCGGGGAGGUCCAUGAUGGCCUGGUUUUGCUGUAA
Messenger RNA from Letharia lupina, 291 nucleotides. RefSeq lists its product as uncharacterized. The transcript is spliced from 2 exons. Lineage: Eukaryota; Fungi; Ascomycota; Lecanoromycetes; Lecanorales; Parmeliaceae. The coding region runs from base 1 to 291 and encodes 96 amino acids. The record is from RefSeq and is a predicted model, not a curated record.